Messenger RNA from Penaeus monodon (black tiger shrimp), 538 nucleotides. Its product is annotated as nucleobindin-1-like. Gene Ontology annotation, cellular component: endoplasmic reticulum-Golgi intermediate compartment; extracellular exosome. The coding region runs from base 1 to 270 and encodes 89 amino acids. The record is from RefSeq and is a predicted model, not a curated record. NCBI's taxonomy places the organism in Eukaryota, Metazoa, Arthropoda, Malacostraca, Decapoda, Penaeidae. The transcript is spliced from 5 exons. Gene Ontology annotation, molecular function: calcium ion binding.
AUGGUAAAGAGCCACUUGAUGAUGGAGCUCAACUUGGAGUAUGGUCGAUACCUUAAGGAGGUGGUGCAGGCUCUUGAGAGUGAUCCCUCCUUCAGGAAGAAAUUAGAGACUGCUGAAGUGGAUGACAUUAAGUCUGGAAAGAUUGCCAGAGAACUCCACUUUGUCGACCACAAUGUGCGCACAAAGCUAGAUGAGUUGAAACGAAGAGAGCUAGAGCGUCUUCGUCACCUGGCCAUAAGGAACAUGAAAAAGAACUGGCGUGGACCGUAACAUGCUGAAGAUACCUGUCCACAUUGACCACCGAAAUCCAACGCGGUUUGAAGUUGAGGACUUGAAGAAACUCAUUAUCAAGACCACAGCAGACCUGGAGAAGGUAGAUCAGCAGAGGCGAGAGGAAUUCAAGAAAUACGAGAUGGAGAAAGAAUUUGAGAGGAAGCAGAACUAGCGGGCAUGGAUGAUGAACAUCGCAAGCAAGCCGAAGAGAAACACAACGAGGAAGUUAAAAAAACACGGAGAGCAUGAAAAUUGCACCACCCUG